Messenger RNA from Penicillium verhagenii, 1722 nucleotides. RefSeq names its product MDR family MFS transporter. Gene Ontology annotation, molecular function: transmembrane transporter activity. Gene Ontology annotation, biological process: transmembrane transport. The transcript has 2 exons. Bases 1 to 1722 code for a protein of 573 amino acids. The record is from RefSeq and is a predicted model, not a curated record. Lineage: Eukaryota; Fungi; Ascomycota; Eurotiomycetes; Eurotiales; Aspergillaceae.
AUGGCCGCGAUAUCAACAUCCCCAGUUACAAACACGAUAGAGGACCCAGAAGCAGGCAAAAGUAACCAACAUGAACUCACCGCAGAUACCUCCGCAGCUGUCGAGCAAAGCCAAACACACGACGUCUCCGAAACCAACCUGACAACACCAACAAAAAAGUCAUUUGGCUUCUAUGCCAUAAUCGUGGCCCUAGCCCUGACCAGUCUCCUAACCUCGUUAGAGGCAACCAUCACGUCCACAGCCCUACCCACCAUCACAGCCGAUCUCGGAGGUGCAAGUCUCUACGUCUGGGUCGUCAAUGGCUACUAUCUGACCCAAACAGCUUUCCAGCCCUUCUUCGGUCAAAUAGCCGACAUCUACGGCCGCCGCUGGCCCAUUAUCACCAGCGCAGCCAUAUUCACCAUCGGCAGCGGCAUCGCAGGCGGAUCCAAGAACAUCGAAACCCUCAUCGCAGCCCGCCUCCUCCAAGGCAUCGGCAGCAGCGGCAUCCUCGUCCUAACAGAGAUAAUAAUCUGCGACCUGCUCCCCCUCCGCGAACGAGGCAAAUACCUCGGCCUAAUCGUCAGUCUCGUCGGGCUAGGCGUCGCCCUGGGCCCGCUCUUCGGCGGACUUAUAGUCCAACACUCCUCCUGGCCAUGGGUCUUCUACCUCAACGUGCCCAUCGGCGGCGUAGCCUGCAUCGCACUCUUCGCCUUCCUCCGCCUCAAAUCAGACAAAACACCAGACUAUAUAAAGCGUCUACGCCGCAUCGACUGGAUAGGAAACGCCCUCUUCGUCCUCUCCACCCUCUCCAUCCUUAUCUCUCUCUCCUGGGCCGGAACCCAGUACCCCUGGUCCUCGUACCAUGUUCUCGUCCCGCUGGCGCUGGGCUUCGCGGGCUCGGUCGUCUUCGUCCUUUACGAGGCAUCGCGCUUCUGCACGCACCCCGCCAUGCCGCUGCGCAGCUUUGCGAAUCGCACGUCCGCCACCGCGUUCGCCGUCACCUUCUUGCACACGCUUGCCUUUGUCUCGGUCAUGUAUUUCCUGCCGGUGUAUUUCCAGGCCGUCCUGAGCGCGACGCCUUCGCGUUCGGGAAUCCAGCUUCUCCCCACUAUCCUGUUUAUGAUUCCUGGUGCUAUUGUCGGCGGGACUUUGCUGUCCAGAUUCGGCCGAUAUCGUCCCGUUCAGCACGUGGGCUUUGCGCUCAUGAUCGUCGGCUUUGGGCUCCUGAGUCUCCUUGAUGCUGGGUCCAGUACGGGGGAGUGGGUGGGUUACCAGCUUCCCGGUGCGUUGGGCACGGGUCUAGCGCUACCGGUUCUGCUGCCUGCUGUCCAAGCUCCGUUGGCCGAGGAGGAUACGGCGCAAUGUACUGCAACUUGGUCCUUUAUGCGUACUUUUGGCUUGAUCUGGGGCACGACUGUUUCCACGGCUGUUUUUAAUAAUCGGUUUCAGGCGUUGGUGUCGCGCAUUGCUGAUGUUGAUGUUAGGGGACAGCUUAGCAAUGGGCGCGCGUAUGAGUAUGCUACUAAGGCUUUUAUUGAAUCUAUUGCGGAUCCUGUUACGGUUGCGCAGGUGAGGUCGGUUUAUGUGGAUUCGCUUAAUGUGGUUUGGUAUGUGAGCCUAGCUUUUGUGGGCCUGGGAUUCUGUUUUGUGUUCUUGGAAAAGGAAAUUACCCUUCGGAAGGAGCUUGAUACUAAGUUCUCGUUGGAGAAGAAGGAGCAAAAGAAUAAGACGGAGGCCUAG